Molecule: messenger RNA, 4641 nt
Organism: Labrus mixtus (cuckoo wrasse)
Lineage: Eukaryota; Metazoa; Chordata; Actinopteri; Labriformes; Labridae
Gene: fmnl1b
Product: formin-like 1b
Exons: 27
Coding region: 740-3964 (1074 amino acids)
Biological process (GO): cortical actin cytoskeleton organization; regulation of cell shape; cell migration
Cellular component (GO): cytosol
Molecular function (GO): small GTPase binding; actin filament binding
Source: RefSeq, a predicted model, not a curated record
UCUGCUGCCUUCUGCUUCUCUCUGUCCCUGUUUCGGAUACACAGAGUGUCCUCCUGCUGGAUCCUCUGCCUCUCCCUCUCUUCCUCUUUUUCUUCCUCUGCUCAUGGAGAUCAGAGGCCCAGAGACCCGCACCAUCCAGCAGCAGAUGGAAGACCUCCAGAGACCACCUGCAAGCCCAGAAAACUCUCCCUGCCCGAGCUCGCUGCAGCUUUUGGAGUAGUUUCCUUCAGAGUUUUGUCCUCGAGGAAAACACAGAAGUAAAACCUUUUUUAAUUGUUAACCCGCUUGUUUUUUAAAUAUUUCUUUUAGUCACAUCCUCGUCCCGUUCACAGAGCCACAGGCUCCGAGCUCCUCCCCUUUUUCUCUUUCACUCGCUCAGCUGUCACUCUGUCUGUCACUCUCAGGAUAUCCCCUUCCCUUCUUUCUAGGGUUUCAUAAUGCACCAGGAGCUCGUUCAGAGGCAGGGCUGGAUUUCAUCCCGCUGCUUUCCCCUCCUGUGAGGAUAAGGGGCAACUAUUGAGCACUUCUUCAGCAUGAAUCCACAGACGGGGGUCAUGGAAACAAGGAAAGGUCCCAGGCCGGCGCCUCACAGAGACUCACACUUAACUUUUAAUAACUAAAAAAACAAAUCACCUGAUUAAUUAUUGACCUUUCAGAGGUGUUUUUAAGGGGAGAUUUACAGGAGCAGGGUUGUGUUUUUUUUUUACAUUUUCUGUCGGAUCUGUUGGAUUUUAAAAACAUGGGAAACGCAGCAGGGAGCAUGGAGGUCCCCCAGGGGAAGGAGGGCAAGACGACGUCGGCCCCUCCAAGCUCAACAGGGUCCCAGAGGCAAACCGCGGACCUCAAGCUCCCCAUGCCACCUGAGGAGGAACUGGAGCAGCGCUUCAGUGCCGUGCUGAACACCAUGAAUCUUCCUCCAGACAAGGUGAAGAUCCUCAGUCAGUACGACAACGAGAAGAAGUGGGACCUGAUCUGUGACCAGGAACGGUUUCAAGUGAAGAAUCCUCCUUCAGCGUAUCUGGAGAAGCUGAAGAGUUGUCUGGAUCACGGAGGCGGCGGUCGAAAGUUUAAGAGACGAGUCCAGGAAUCCACUCAGGUCCUCAGAGAGUUGGAGAUUUCCCUGAGGACCAAUUACAUCGGCUGGGCUGAGGAGUUUCUGAACGAGGAGAACCAGGGUCUAGAUGUUCUGGUGGAUUAUCUCUCCUUCGCCCACAGUGCAGUCACGUACGACGUGGACUUCCUGGACAACGGCACGCUGGCCACAGACAAAAACAAAACUUUGGAGAAGUCGGCUGAUGACCUGAGCAGAAGUGCCAGCAACUCUCCCACUCACAGCGCCUCCAAGGCCAGCAAGACGUUCACAGUCAGAUUCAACUCUCUCCAAAACAGGAAAGCUCUGAGGAACUCUCGACCUGUGAGCCAGACCGACGACGUCCACCUCUGCAUCAUGUGUUUACGUGCCAUCAUGAACUAUCAGUCGGGGUUCAACCUGGUGAUGAAACACCCGUGCUGUGUCAACGAGAUCACACUCAGCCUCAACAACAGAAACCCACGGACGAAGGCGCUGGUUCUGGAGCUGCUGGCCGCCGUGUGUCUGGUGAGAGGAGGUCAUGACAUCAUCCUCUCCGCCUUCGACAACUUCAAAGAGGUGUGCGGAGAGAAGAGCCGCUUUGAGAAGCUCAUGGAGUAUUUCUGCAACGAGGACAGCAACCUGGACUUCAUGGUGGCCUGCAUGCAGUUCAUCAACAUCGUGGUCCACUCAGUGGAAAACAUGAACUUCAGAGUUCACCUGCAGUACGAGUUCACUCAUCACGGGCUCGACGAAUACCUGGAGAAGUUGAAGUUCACAGAGAGCGACAGGCUGCUGGUUCAGAUUCAGGCGUACCUGGACAAUGUGUUCGACGUUGGCGCUCUGCUGGAGGACGCCGAGACCAAGAACGCUCUGCUGGAGCACAUGGAGGAGCUGCAGGAGCACAACACCCAGUUGAGCUGCAGACUUCAGGAGACGGAGAAGGAGGCGAUGGAGAAAACCUCGGACCUGGAGAAGAAGCUCAUCCAGACGACUAAAGAGGUGGAGCUGCUGAAGGAGAGUCUCCGGGAGUCGUGCUCUCAGGUGAGUCUCCUGCAGCAGCGGGAACGAGAGAGGGAGCUCGAGCGAGAGAGGGACAAAGAGAGGGAGAGAGACCAGGACAGAUCCGUUCAGGCCCUGAAGGAGCUGGAGGUCAGAGUCCAGGAUCUGGUGGAGCAGGGGCUGAUCCGUAUGGAGCGCUCCUCCUCGGGACGCCUGGACGUUCAGGUGGUCCCCGUUACCCGACACGAGUCACAGAAGGCUGAAGAUCGUUCAGAUAAAAACCACGAGGUCGUGACCUCCUCCUCCUCAGACACUCAGCCCGACCUCACUGAUGUUCCUCUGCAGUCAUCAACAGUACAAGCUCCGCCUCCUCCUCCACCACCACCUCCUCCUCCACCUCCAGCCUCAACUCCAGCUCCUCCCCCUCCUCCUCCUCCUCCAGCAGUAGCUCCGCCUCCUCUGCUGCUUGUGUCUGAUGGGAGCUCAGGUUGUAAAAAAAAGAAGCCCAUUCAAACCAAGUACCGGAUGCCGCUCCUGAACUGGCAGGCGCUCAAAUCCAACCAGGUGGCAGGAACCAUCUUCAACGAGCUCGACGACGAACAUGUCUUAGAGGAGCUGAACAUGGCGGCCUUUGAGGAGCAGUUUAAGACCAAAGCUCAGUCCUCUCCUGUAGAACUGGGGACCCUUAAGAUGAAACGGGCCCAUAAGACCCCCAGCAGGGUGUCUCUAAUGGAGGCCAACCGGGCCAAAAACCUGGCUAUCACUCUGCGUAAGGAGGGGAUGGCUGCGUCUGACAUCUGCUGUGCGAUAGAGACCUACAACCAGAGAGCUCUGAGUCUGGACUUCCUGGAGCUGCUCGAGAGAUUCAUCCCCACGGAGUACGAGACGAAGCUCAUCCACAACUACGAGUGCGAGGGCAGGCCCCUGGACGAGCUCAGCGAGGAGGACCGCUUCAUGGUGCGCUUCAGCAAGAUCCCGCGCCUCUCCCAGCGAAUCAGCAUGCUCACCUUCAUGGGCAACUUCCCCGAGAGCGUCCAGACAAUACAGCCCCAACUGAACGCUCUUAUCGCUGCUUCCAUGUCGAUCAAAUCCUCCAGCAAGCUGAAGAAAAUCCUCGAGAUCAUUUUAGCGUUUGGGAACUACAUGAACAGCAGCAAACGAGGAGCGGCGUACGGUUUCCGCCUGCAGAGUUUAGAUCUGCUCUUAGACACUAAAUCCACAGACCGCAGACAGACGCUGCUUCACUUCAUCGUCUGCAAAAUUCAGGAGAAAUACCCCGAGCUCCAGACCUUCUACAGCGAGCUGCACUUCCUGGACAAGGCGGCGCUGGUUUCUCUGGACAGCAUCCUGCAGGACGUGCGCUCUCUGGAGAGAGGUCUGGAGCUGACCAGCAGAGAGUUGUCGGUGGAAAAAGAUAAUCCAGUCCUGCAGACGUUUCUGAGCAGCAACACGGCGCUGCUCAGCUCUCUCAUCGCUGACGGGAAAACAGCCCAGGACGCGUACGACUCAGCCGUGGAGUACUUUGGGGAGAACUCUAAAACCACUCCGCCCUCCGUCUUCUUCCCGUUUUUCAUCCGCUUCAUUAAAGCGUACAAGCAAGCUGAGCAGGAGAACGAGCUGAGGAAGAAACAGAAAGGCGUUCAGACUGAAGCUCCGCCAACGCCGCCCAAACCUGAUGACACCAGAAACAAGGUGUGUGUGACGUCCAAACCGCCUCACAUGGAUCUGAUCGCCGAGCUGAAGAAGAGACAGGUGACCCCUCUGGUGAGGGAGGGGAAGGACGGGGCGAUCGAGGACAUCAUCACAGCUCUAAAGUCCGUGCCCUUCACGGCUCGCUCUGCCAAACGCUCCUCUCGUCUCUUCUGUGACUCCGUCUUCAGUGAGGAGAUUUAAGGAAUCAGCCGUACAGACGGACGGACGGCAGCCGGCGCAGCACCAAGUGGAAACCAGGACAGCAGCUGCACGUGUCCUCAGACAUCUCCCUGUGAACAAAAAAACUAACACAACAACAACAACUACACACAAAGCACAAAGCGCCGCCAUAAACUCACCACGGCAACCGGCUCGUCGUCUCCUGCAUGUUGAAGCCUGCAGACGUGAGCAUGAAUGAGAUCACACAGAGAGGCUCCUUCCUGAUGAAUUAGAAACUGAUGACUGUAGAGAGGAUCUGUGAUUUAGACAAUCAGAUAUAAGAGAGGAUAUUAUCUGCUCUCAGAGAUAACGGCGCCGGCUGUCAUACGAGCUCGUUAAGACGAUUAAAUGUUCGGCAGAGACGCCGCCGCUCGCCUCAGAGUGACUCUUCAAAGACGUCAAACUUUGAUGGACGGAGCGCCGCUCAUAAAUCAUUUUGAUCGUUUUCUUUAAAAAAAAAGCUCCACACAUGAUUUUUUAAUUGGUUUUAUUUGAAGUAGAUUAUUAAUCGAGCUGUCCGUCGUCCCGUCCUCGAGGAAACCUCAAAUUCAGGCUGAAGAUUUGUAAUAUAUUUAAAUUAUUUUUACUACUGAGGCGUAAUGAUGGAGAACUUCGACUGUGCUUCUGCAUUUCAACUAAUAAACCAUUUUAUACCGUCA